Astyanax mexicanus (Mexican tetra) is the source of this 5771-nucleotide messenger RNA. RefSeq names its product adenosine A1 receptor b (gene adora1b). Gene Ontology annotation, cellular component: dendrite; membrane; synapse. Lineage: Eukaryota; Metazoa; Chordata; Actinopteri; Characiformes; Acestrorhamphidae. The transcript has 2 exons. The record is from RefSeq and is a predicted model, not a curated record. Gene Ontology annotation, molecular function: G protein-coupled adenosine receptor activity. The coding region runs from base 1598 to 2617 and encodes 339 amino acids. Gene Ontology annotation, biological process: G protein-coupled adenosine receptor signaling pathway.
GCUGAGUGGCUGGAGUAAGUAGAGGCACAGCUGCGCUUGGGACCUUGGGAUCUCAGCUGGGGUUUCUCACCGGUUUCUCGUGUUUCUACUGGAUAAAAGAACCCAGAUCCUCCUCUCACCGCUGCUCUCCUGCAGCCAGAGCCGCGUUUAUCCUCAUUCAGCCUGAGAAAAGUGGCGCGAGUGGAAGAAACCGCACAAAGGCGGAGUGCGCUAUUUCGGGACAGCGCGAAGGGGGCUGCGCGCGCGGGACCGGGGGUCUGCAGGACCGGAUCGACCCAACGCAGGACGGUUCUGGCGGAUACAGCCGGCAUGGAGCCUCGUGUUUUUACCUUAUCCGCGUUUAUUCGGUUGCGUGAGAGGAAAUACGACGAGUGCAGGUGACAAAAACGAGGACGAGCCCUCCAGUUCCUUUGUUUGGAUGGUAAUAGUGAUGGUGGUGGUGGGCGUGCUGGCGCGCGCAGGUGGACGAACGCGUUGAAGAAGUGAAGAAGACGCAACGUUUAUUUAUUUUUUUGGUUUGGUUUUAGUUUUAUUUUUUGUAGGACGCAGCGAUACUAGUAGCCAAGGCGCUGCGAUGCUUUCGUUCAGUGUUUUUGGAUUGCCUUCGUGCCCGCGAGCGUCAGGCUGCUCAAGGUGGGACCACCGGUCUGGACCACUUAAACAUAAAUAGCUUUACUACGUUACGUAUGACGAACAUUAAUUGAUUGAUGGAUUAAUGGAUUGAUUAAUUGAUUGACUAAUUGAUUGAUCUAUGGAACUAAUAGCAAUGGUAUCCCAAUUUUGGAGCAUCACUUAUCUUCUCAAAACCAUUUUCUAUUUGAGAUUUGCAUGUACUGAAGUGAAGAAGCAGUAAAAAGAACAGUAAAACCAAUAAGAAUACCUGGUUAUUACUUAUGGUAGUUAUGAUGGGUGUUGAUUAAUUGAUUAACCCAAUGGAAUAGAAUGGAGCAUCACUCUCCCCAAUUGCUUUAUCUAUUUAAGCUUUUUUAGUUCAACUCAACUGAAGAAAAAACCCUUCCUUCCUCUGUUUGAGGUGUGUUACAACUGGAGAGCAGAACAAUUAAGAGCCAGCAAGAACCAGUAAAACCAGUAAGAAUGCCUGAUAUUGCUUAUGAUGGACACUGAUUAACUUAAAAUAUGGACCUGGAACUCAUGAAACAUCACACAAUCUUCUCAAACCUACUAGUGGAUUGCAGAAUAAGUUAAAAUCAGUGAGAACCAGUAAGAACCAGUGAGAGCCAGUAAGAGCCAGUAAGAAUGUCUGAUGUGACUUAUGAUGAACACAGAUUGACCUAAUGGAAAGGGACCUAGAACUCUUGGAGCAUACCUCAACCUGCUCAAACCCAUCAUAUCUUUGAGGUUUCCUACUACUAGAUUGCAGAACCAGUAAGAACCAAUAAAAAAACAGUAAGAACCAGUAAAACCAAUAAGAAUACUUUAUGUUACUAAUGAUAUACACUGACUUACCUAAUGGAAAUGGACCUGGAACUCUUAGAGCAUCACUCAAUAUUAUCAAACCCAUCCUCUUUUUGAAGUUUCCUACUACUGGAUUGCAGAACCAGUAAGAACCAAUAAAAACCAGUAGGAACCAGUGAGAAUGCCUGAAGCCCUGUCCCCAUCCCAAGCCCUCUACAUGGGCAUGGAAGUGGUGAUCGCAGUGUCCUCAGUGCUGGGUAAUGUGAUGGUGGUGUGGGCAGUGAAGAUCAGCAGAUCUUUGAGGGACACCACCUUCUGCUUUAUAGUGUCUCUGGCUGUGGCCGACAUCGCAGUGGGAGCACUGGUCAUCCCCCUGGCCAUCACUAUCAGCAUCGGGCUCCAGACCCACUUCUACAGCUGCUUACUGGUGGCGUGCACCGUGCUGGUCCUCACCCAGAGCUCCAUCCUCGCGCUGCUGGCCAUCGCUAUUGAUCGAUACCUGAGGGUCAAGAUUCCAACCAGCUACAAGCGAGUAGUCACUCCCAGGCGAGCCGGAUUAGCAGUGGUCGUGUGCUGGACGGUGGCCUUCAUAGUCGGGCUGACUCCGAUGCUGGGCUGGAACAAUUUACACAACCUGCAACGAAGGAACGGCUCGCUCGGCCCGGACCUCAUCAUCACCUGCCAGUUUGAAAAUGUCAUCAGCAUGGAAUACAUGGUUUACUUCAACUUCUUCGGCUGGGUUCUUCCUCCACUGCUGCUGAUGCUGGCUAUUUACGCCGAGAUCUUCAUCAUGAUCCACAAGCAGCUGAACAAGAAGGUCACCACCAGCCACACCGACCCCAACAAGUACUACGACAAGGAGCUGAAGCUGGCCAAGUCGCUCGCUCUCGUCCUCUUCCUGUUCGCCGUCAGCUGGCUCCCGCUGCACAUCCUGAACUGCAUCACCCUGUUCUGCCCGAACUGCGAGAAGCCUAUGUUCCUCAUCUACAUCGCCAUCCUGCUCACUCACGGCAACUCGGCCGUCAACCCCAUCAUCUACGCCUUCCGCAUCAAGAAGUUCCGCAUGGCGUUCCACCGGAUCUGGAAGCAGUACUUCUGCUGCAAGGAGGCUCCGCCCAUCGAGACGCAGUUGAGCGAAAGACUAGACAAGGACCACUUUGGCCCUCAGCCCAUACCUGCAAUGGAGCACAAUAACAUUUGACAUUGGAGCACCAGGGGAACUCAACUCACAGAGCAGGCGGCUGAAUACAUUGGCCACUCUUAGCGACAUAUUAGUGUCUAUUUGAAUGUAAAUCGGCGCACCGUCUGCACAGGCCAUUGACUGCAGUCGUCAGAGCGCAGAGUCCCAUUACAGGAGGAUUAUGAAACAUUAUCACUCCACCAGGAGUCAAAGUAGAGCGAGACCAGACAGUGGAAUUAAAUCAUAAAGAGAAGGGAAUCUGAGAUACGGCAUACUGGAAAUGAGACUUUCUGAAUUGGAUACUUGUGGAAAUGUUUACUCCAUCAAAGGCUUCUGUGGUAAAACCACAGGGAACCGUAGCUAGCCUACAGGUCCAGCAUCACUCGAGUUAUUCAGAAAUCCAAAAUGUGCAAUACCCUCGUCUCAAAUGGUGCAUCAUCUGAAAUCAUCCUUUCGAAAUGUUCUCGACGCUAUGAAUUUCAAUUUUUACUACUAGUAAGAGUACGGUUCCUGAAAGAAAGAAAAAGUAUGAAUGUAAUACAGAAUACACUGAGGAUAAACUGGUUAUAAAAUGUUAUAAAAUGAUAAUCAAUCAGUUCCUGAACCUACUUCCAAUAAGUCCAUGAGGGAAGAUGUUGAAGGGGUCGAUGAGAGAAUAGAAUAUUGAUUUAAAAAAAAGGCAGGAAGGUCUCUGUAGAGUUUAAUCUUCAAUUCUUUAAAGCUCAGCAUAUUUGAGCUGACCCAGCUAUAUAUAUAUAUAGUUAAACAAUAAUAUUUCUGUAAAAAUACAAUUAUUUAUUUAAGGGCUGCACAAUCAGGUAAUAAUCAUGUCUGUUAAUUGAAUUAACUCAAAUUUAUGUUGCAUUGAUUAAAAAAAAUGGAAUAUCAAUGUAACAAUGAAUGAUUGACUAAAAUCAAAACAUGUAUACUUAUUUAUUAAUAUGCCUACAAGGGGUGUCACAGGUUCAACAGAGGAUUAAAACAAUCUUUAAUGGAACAUUUACAACAGUGUAGCAAAAUAAAGGUAAAACUGUAGCACUGAUGUAACUCUCCUCAGGAUGUACUCACACUAGGCCAUCUGUACCAUGCCUAAAGACAUUUCCUCGAGAGCCUGAUUCAGUUAACCAUGUGAUGGCUUCGUACCAUGCCUGAGCUUCACCCAACCCCACCUCAUUAAAUGGUUAAGAUGCACUCGCUAUUCGUUAGCGGCCACUCCUGUUAGCAACCAAAGCCUAGUUUGUUUGAUUAGUGUGCUACACGAGCCGUGCCCGAGCCCAACUUGCUAACUGUUAGCAGCCUCUUCUGUUAGCAAUUAUUUUCCCCAAUGCCUGAGCAUGGUACAGUGAACCAUGCCUAAACCUAACUCUUUUCAACUGGGCACGGUAGACAUAAUCAUAAUGUGAUUGCUAAGUAUGUCCGCUAACUGUUAGCACCAAAUAACCAUUACCCACAGUAGACUAUAUAGACUAGUGUAUUUAUACUAUACAGACUAGUAUAAAAAAUAUGUGCCCAUUAAAGUAAAGUGAGCCAUAGGUGGGCUCAGGCUAGAGCUUAGAUCGGGCUCAAAAUAUCCAGCCCGAGUCCAUGUAUGUUCUGCCCAAGCCCGACCCAAUCCGCCCCAUACGCUGUCAUUUUGAGCCCGAGUCCGAUUUAAACACGACAUUUUUUUUAGAAGAGUGUUAAAACUUAUCUUUUAAAAAACAUUUUCAGGCUGUUUGAAUGAGCGAAAUCGGUUCAGAAUGAUGUAAAUUUACAUUGCAACACUGAAGAAGACCUGUUAUUAAAGAAAAAUGUUUAUGAAGAACAGGUAUCCAAAAGAUUAAAACACAAACGAUGCGAACAAUGAUCCAACACCUGUAAGUUAGGCUACAAGAAUGAUGUCUGAAUAACUUUUCUCUAAUCUAAUAUAAUUUAACAUGGUUUAAGAAUAGCACAUUUCUAAACAAACAAUUUUUUUAUAUUGAGCUUAUAGUCUAAGUGCAAAACCACAAAAAAAGUGUGCACUGCGCACUUGUGCAGCUUUUUAAAAAUAUUGUGAUUAUCACGCCAUAACUUAAAAUAAAAUAAUAAUAGCUUUAAAAAACAGACGCCUACAUUACAGACUACUUUUCUUGAGCCUGACAUCGGAGAGAAUCUAACCUAUAGCUCAGGCACAGUUCAGCUACACUAAACAUGGUAUGCAACACAUCUAAAAUGAUCGCUAACCGUUAGCAACCAUUAAUCAUUCCCCCACAAAGGCUGGUUAGUCUGACCAGUGUGUCAGGCCUGUACUAUGCCCAAGCAGUGCCCAAGCCCACCUCUUCAAGUGGUUUGAUUGGAGUUGGGCACAGUUCACGUCAAACAUGGUCGCUAACUGUUGGGGCACACCAACCUUUCCCUGCAAAGCCUAGUUUGUCGGUUUGACUAGUGUGAGAGUUCUGCACCGUGAACCAUGCCUGAGUCCGAUUGGAAACGGAGGCUUGUACAUGGUUCAGUAGCAGUUGGGUACGGUGUGCAUAUCAUGUGAUUGCUCACUGAGCCACGGAAAUUAAACAUGACGUCAGUGAUGCUGGUGCCAUAAAAACCUCAUUACAUGAGUCACUGUUCUGCGUAAUCGAUAAAUCUAUAAGAAAUGUAAGCGCACCAUCAUCUAUCAGCUUACUCAUAACAGCUCCCAAUAAUCAUUAGAGUUAAUAAAAUCUGCAGAAUUAAAGUUUUGUGCAUGCGGCAGUUAAUGCACUUUUGGUAGUGUUGGGUAGCUAGUGUGAGGACACCCUCAGUUUCUUUAAAGAUUUCUUUGGUACAUCUGUGGCUGUGUUUGAAAUAGCCUUCCACAUGCUAAUACAUGUGCUUAUGUACUAAUUACGCAUUAAAAGUAACAGGCAUCCCAGUAUGCAGUAUUCUAGUAAGAUACCUAGAUUACAGUAUGUAUUUUGGUUAAAAUUAUAAAAAAAUAUCACAAAAAGGCAAAUUUUACAUGAGAAGCUAAAGCAUUCUGGAUUUUUAGACAUAGUGAUGUAAUAGGUUAUUUUUCCAAGUCAAUCCAGUCCACUAUUGUUAUUGUUCCCUUUUUCAUAAAACCUUUAUACAAAGUAAAGGAAGUCUAGGCUAAAUGAUGCAGACAACUUAAAGUACAAACAUAUGAUGAUUUUAUUUAUUUAUUUAUUAAUUGACAGUAACAUUCUGCUUCUCAUAU